UCGCUCCAGGUAGACAUACAAUCACCGGGCGUGAUUUACUCUUUUUUCCUUGGACAGGCUUCCCGACCUUCUAAUUAAUACAUCUUUUUGUCCGUCACUUUCACCUGGCCCCAUAUAUAUUGUCGGGUUCCCAGUCGUUCGUUCAUCUCUUUCUUGCCAUGGCCUCCCAAAGUUCUCAGUCCAGCUCUCCUUCUGCGUCUCUGCCAUUCCCUGCGCUCGCACCGAUCACGGCCCAUGAGCUGCAAUAUCCCGAUCGCCCGUCAUCUCAGCCCAAGCAAUGCUCCGCCUCCAGAAUGAUCGUGCACCCAUAUGCUCGUCUGUACGCCAAAAAAGAAGAGGGAAAACGUCGCAAGAUAUGGAACCAUGCCCUUGAAAAAUCGCUUUUCAACGCGUACGAGUUGUCCACCCUGGGAGCCCCCCAUCGACGGACAAUUUACAUGGCAAGCCUUGAGGCCCACAUCGAUCGCUUGCAUGCCCAGCUCCUUAGUCUCGGGUUUUGGCCGGUUAGCUUCGACGAGCUAGAACCGUUCAAAGGCUUGAAUUCAAAAACGGCAAAAGUUCGUUCUUUUUACCUAACAAUGCAACAUCAGGUGACACUGUCCCCUGAUUUUCAGAGUAUGGUGUCGGGUCUCCAGUACGACGCAUCAAUAGCGAAGCUCAAGUUGCUCGAACUAGAGCGUGCGGUAAGUCUCGACUUCCGGAGAUUAAAUUUCGUUGUCCUAAUGCCUUGCGGACGCAGAACAAUGCUCUAGUCCGUACUUUAGGCCGUUCAGACGUGCCCGAACCCUAUACCGGAGAAAUUUGACCACCUAAUGUGUCGCUAAGACUCAGCAUCAGUCUGAAAGUAAAACUCAACGGAACACUCGCAUCCAUGUAUCAUAUCCAUUCAAAAUAAAGUUUUGUUAUUGCCACCUGUGCUUAUUCAUGAGGG
Desarmillaria tabescens is the source of this 931-nucleotide messenger RNA. RefSeq lists its product as uncharacterized. NCBI's taxonomy places the organism in Eukaryota, Fungi, Basidiomycota, Agaricomycetes, Agaricales, Physalacriaceae. The record is from RefSeq and is a predicted model, not a curated record. The transcript is spliced from 4 exons. Bases 159 to 752 code for a protein of 197 amino acids.